Molecule: messenger RNA, 332 nt
Organism: Candidula unifasciata
Lineage: Eukaryota; Metazoa; Mollusca; Gastropoda; Stylommatophora; Geomitridae
Source: the annotation of a GenBank genome assembly
CCUCUCCUUUCUCCGUCCUAUCACUGCUUUUGUCUCUCUCAAUAUACCUAAGCCUCUCCUCUCUCCCUUUUCCUAUCAUUGCUUUUGUCUCGCCUGGCUCAGACGGAGCCUCUCUCUCAUCGGCGAUCUAUGUCCCUCCAGGUCUCUCCAUUCUUGUCUGGUUCAGUAUUCAAUGUUUUGUGUUCUAUAGAACAAGCUCCAUUCUUGUCUGUUCAGUAUUCGAUGUCUGGUGUUCUAUACAACAAGCUCCAUUCUUGUCUGUUCAAUAUUCCAUGUCUGGUGUUCUGUACAACAAUGAACAACUAAAUUCUACACAAUAUGUACACUCUUGA